This is a messenger RNA of Alligator mississippiensis (American alligator), 1867 nucleotides long. Its product is annotated as interferon-induced protein with tetratricopeptide repeats 2. Gene Ontology annotation, molecular function: protein binding. The transcript is spliced from 3 exons. Gene Ontology annotation, cellular component: cytosol. Gene Ontology annotation, biological process: defense response to virus. NCBI's taxonomy places the organism in Eukaryota, Metazoa, Chordata, Crocodylia, Alligatoridae. The coding region runs from base 136 to 1497 and encodes 453 amino acids. The record is from RefSeq and is a predicted model, not a curated record.
CAGUAUCUGUUGUGGGAGGCAGCUUCCUCUCUUUUCCUUUUGCUUUCGCAAACUGUUCCAGACACCAGUGGCUGCAGAGUGCAGGACAGGUGUGGAAGUCUUGUGCCCUUUAUACAGGCAGACUGGCAGCUCCGCAUGCAGUGCCAGGGGCAGAGUCAGGCGCUUGCUGCCCAGCUGAGCUUGGACCAGGACAUGGGGGACCGGGACGGUCUGCGGGACAGGCUGCAGGCGCUGCAGUGCCACUUUACCUGGGACCUGGAUGCCCCUGGCCAGCUCGAACCUGAGCACAUCCUGUUGCGGCUGGCCGUGGAGAUCCAGCACACGCCCCACCACAACCAGGCCACGCUCCUGGCCCUGCGGGCGUUCCUCUGCCAGAGGCUGGGCCACUACCCAGAUGCCCUGCAGAGCCUCCGGGAUGCUGAAGAGCAGCUGAGACAGGAUUUCCCAGACGGGUCCCCUGGGCGGGCCCUGCUGAUCUAUGGCAACUACGCCUGGGUGCACUACCACAUGCGCUCCCUCCAUGAGGCCACGCGCUACCUGGACCGCACCCAGGCGGCCCUCCUAGCCCCUCUGAGCACAGCUCUGACUGCUGAGAUCUCCGCCCAGAAAGGCUGGUCUCUCCUGGCUGUUGGAUUUCGUCAUGGGGAGCGGGCCAGGCAGUGCUUCAAAGAGGCCCUAGUGCAGGACCCAGGCAGCAAGGAGCUCCGCGCUGGGCUGGCCUUGGCCCUCUAUGCUGCUUGGACCCACUGCCCAAAUCCUGAGCUGAAGAUGGAAGCAACAAGACAGAUGGAAGAGGUUGUGCAGCAGCAGCCAGAGAACCGCAGGGCCAAGGUGCAUUUGGCCAGGCUGGUUCAAGAUCAGGAUCAGCAGAGGGCAGAGGCGCUGAUUGCAGAGGCUGUGGAGAGCAGCUCUGACCCUGAAGUCAUUCGUCUGGCAUCCUUCUACUUCCUGAAAAAAAAUGCAGAGCGGUCCACAGAGAUGCUGAAAGAAGCAAUUUCUCUGGACCCUGAUUACCACCUCCUCUACCACGCCUUGGCCAGGUCUUACCGGGAGCAAUGGAAGACAGCAGAGGGGCAGAGGAAGGAGGAGCUGCUGCAGGCUGCGAUCAAGGCCCUGAAGAAAGAAGUCGCUCUCUAUUCAGGUGGUGUGCUCUCCAGGCUGCUGCUGGCUGAGCUGUAUGGAGAGAAAGAUCCAUGGCGGGAGGAGCAGAUGUACCUGAAGCUGGAGCAGGAGGCACCCGGGUUUAGUCUGCAGUGCCGCCAGGCUCUGUGCCUAUACUUCGGGAGGUUCCUCAUUUACAAGAGGAGGGACCUGAAGGAAGCAGCCAAAAAGCUGCAGGCUGGCUACGCCAUCCCCAUCGAGACACAGGAGAGGCGGGAAUGCCGCUGGCGCCUGGAGGAAAUGCUCUCCAUCCCUCCAGUUUCAGACUUUCUAGACCUCCAGCAACCUUUUCUGUUGUCUGCUGGACGCUCUCCAAUCCCUCCAUAUCCUCUUUGAAUCGCUGUGUCAGGGACCAGGCACAGUCCUCCCCAGUGUGGAGCAGGUGGGAGUCAUGUCUGGGGACCUGCCAGAGACACUCGCAGUAACACGCCCCGGGAUGCUCUGCGUUUUCUUGCACAAAUACUGCCCUGCUAACACAUGCUGGACUGCAUUUCACUCUCAUUGCCCUGGGCUUUUUGCCCAGUUGGUCACACCCCAUUCCUCUGUCUACACCUCAUGCUCUAUCCUGAGUGCAAUGUUGGGCUUGUGUCCUUUCUAAUUGCCUCCCCUUGUUUCAGUCCUUGACCCCAAUCGAUCCAGGCAAUUCUGAAUCUUAGUGCUAUCACAUAAAGUGUCUGCUGACCUGCUCCACUUGAUGCCAUCAGCC